AUGCUAUAAAUGUCACUGCAAAUCCGUCCUAACUCCAACUGAUCGUCUUCAUAGUUAUCGUAUCCAUGUACUUGUGAUUUUCAUCCAUCCAUCCCAUAAUGCAGGGAGUUUUGAUCUGAACUAUCUUGUGCUUUCGUUAGCGUACGUAGAAUCAGAAAUAUGGUUCAGAAGAAAAAGUAUCGAGGGGUGAGACAGCGCCACUGGGGCUCUUGGGUGUCAGAGAUUCGCCAUCCGCUACUGAAGCGGAGGGUGUGGCUGGGGACUUUCGACACGGCGGAGGAGGCGGCGCGGGCAUACGACGAGGCGGCGGUGCUGAUGAGUGGCAGAAAUGCCAAGACAAACUUCCCGGUCUCGGAGAACAGCUUUUCUCCGUCGUCGCCACCUCCCCCGCCGUCGUCUUCUUCACUCUCGUCCAUUCUCAACGCGAAGCUCAAGAAAUGCUGCAAGUCGCCGUCGCCGUCGCUGACCUGCCUGAGGCUGGACAUCGAGAGCUCACACAUUGGGGUGUGGCAGAAACGGGCAGGGUCCGGGUCCGGGUCGAAUUGGGUGAUGACCGUUGAUCUUGGAAAGAAGAAGGAGGAUGUGGUGGUGGAACAUGAGAAGAAGGCGGGGGCAGCGGCGACGACGGGUACGGCGACUCCGGAAACUUCCACGGACGGCGGGGAUGUUAUGGACGAAGAGGAAAAACUUGCACUGCAGAUGAUCGAGGAGCUUCUGAACUGAGCGCGCAACUGAAAAAUCAA
Molecule: messenger RNA, 743 nt
Organism: Sesamum indicum (sesame)
Lineage: Eukaryota; Viridiplantae; Streptophyta; Magnoliopsida; Lamiales; Pedaliaceae
Product: ethylene-responsive transcription factor WIN1
Biological process (GO): regulation of DNA-templated transcription
Molecular function (GO): DNA-binding transcription factor activity; DNA binding
Source: RefSeq, a predicted model, not a curated record